UAGUAAUUAUUUACGGCCACAUAACUAGUGUAGCAGCUUUAAGGCCAAUCCUAAUCACAUUUCUGCCGUUCAGCUCGCUUCAAGUAAAUAUUUACUUACUCAUUCUCAAACUCCAACAUAUUGUGAAUGAAAUUUAAAAGGUCAUGAUUGUUGCUUGCAUUAGUAGAUAUGCAUAAAAAUGCGUGUGGCUGAAGCUAAAGUAGUUAUUCUUGGUGCACAAGGAGUGGGAAAAACAAGUUUCAUUAAUCGGUAUGUUGGUCAUAUAUUUGAACAACAUACAUCUCCUACCAUUGGUGCAUCAUUCUUUUCAUGUAACGUAAGGGUUGAUGAUCAUGAAUUAAAACUUUCAAUAUGGGAUACUGCUGGACAAGAAAGAUUUCGUUCAAUGGCUCCUAUGUACUAUAGGAAAGCUAAUGCUGCAAUUUUAAUGUUCGACCUUACCUGUUACAAUAGCUUUGAAUCCAUGAAAGCAUGGGUUGUAGAACUCGAAGGGCGUCUUGAAGAUCCCAUAAUCAUGUGUGUUGUUGGAAACAAAUGUGACAUGAAUACAUUUCGCCAAGUUGGCAUAAAAGAAGCUUCUGACUAUGCCUGCUCUAUUGGUGCUCUAUACUACGAAACUUCGGCUCUUAGUAGUGAAGGAGUUGAAGGAGUGUUUUUGGACAUUGCUCAAGAGUUAAUUAAGAAGCAUGCAAAAAAUAUGCAGGAAAAUAGAGAUAUAACAUUUCAUGAUGGAAGAAUUAUUAGAGUGGGUUCACAUACAGCAAGGCUUGAAGAUUCAGAUGAAGAAAAGUCCUUCUUAUGUUGCUAAAAACAAAUCAAGUUUUCUUUCCGUGACUGCCAGAAAAUAAAUUUAAACAUCAUGCUGAAUGUAUAUAUUUUUAUAGCGUAUAUAAUGGCAUAUUAGCAGAAAUGUUUUUAUAUAUAUCGUACACAUGGUGCUUUUUACAUUUUAUACUCGCAAUCUUUAAGAAGUCUUGUUAAAAUUUUCCUAAAACUUUGGUCAAGGAAGCAGUAGUUUGAAAUAAAAGAGUUUUAGUCUAAAA
This is a messenger RNA of Uloborus diversus, 1043 nucleotides long. RefSeq names its product ras-related protein Rab-31-like. Bases 179 to 808 code for a protein of 209 amino acids. The record is from RefSeq and is a predicted model, not a curated record. Lineage: Eukaryota; Metazoa; Arthropoda; Arachnida; Araneae; Uloboridae. The transcript is spliced from 7 exons. Gene Ontology annotation, molecular function: GTP binding; GTPase activity.